Cydia strobilella is the source of this 4353-nucleotide messenger RNA. Its product is annotated as myoneurin-like. NCBI's taxonomy places the organism in Eukaryota, Metazoa, Arthropoda, Insecta, Lepidoptera, Tortricidae. Gene Ontology annotation, cellular component: transcription regulator complex; PcG protein complex; nucleus. Gene Ontology annotation, biological process: regulation of transcription by RNA polymerase II. Gene Ontology annotation, molecular function: DNA-binding transcription factor activity, RNA polymerase II-specific; RNA polymerase II cis-regulatory region sequence-specific DNA binding; zinc ion binding. The record is from RefSeq and is a predicted model, not a curated record. The coding region runs from base 138 to 2243 and encodes 701 amino acids. The transcript is spliced from 6 exons.
UCAAUAUAUAGUAAUCUGUGACGCCGACCGAUUAUCAUCCGAUUAUGCCCGUUUCGUUGGGCUACGGGUCUAAAGUAAAAUAAUAAAAUUAAACGGUACUGUGCUUUGCCUCCGUGUCUAAAAUUAUGUAAAUAGAAAUGAGUAACGGGGCUGAACAGAUAUUUCUACCUGAUUCCGCGAACAACCUGCCUCACAGAGUCGAAAUGAUGAGGUCGAUGAGACCCGGUAAUGGAGCGCCGACUAUCAAUCUUGAGAAUGUGUCAGACUUCACAAAGGUGUGUCGUGUGUGUGCAACUGUCACAGAGCUUGUGGUUCCCAUCUAUGGUGAAGAGGGCCAGCGCAUGAACCUUGCUGAUAAAAUAAAGAGACAUCUGCCUAUCAAGGUAACGGAGAAUGAUAUGCUGCCCCUGGUGGUAUGCUUUCAAUGCACCAGCACCCUCCUGGCGACGCACGAGCUGGUGGCGUGCAGCCUGCAGGCCGACGCGGCGCUGCGCACUGCACGCUCUCGGCGCGAGCGGCGUCCGGAGCAGGCGCUGGACACAGAGGGCAUCGUCGAAGACCGGCCAGACAACUACCGGCGCUGCGAGUACUGCCCCCUCGUGGUCCUCGGCGCCCUCUACAACACCCACCUGCUGGGCCGCCACGCCGACCUGGUGUUCCACUGCGACGAGUGCAACUCCUUUGUCGCCCGGAGACAGUUCCUCGCGCACAUGACCCGCCACGCGCAUCAGUACGACGCGGAAGGGCGCCGCGCGGUCCCCAACCCCCUCACCGCCCCGCCGUACUACCCUCCCCCCGCCCCCGCCCCCUACACCACCACCGCGGCCGCCGACUCCACCACCCACUUCGCCUCGCCCUGCGACGACGACGACGACGAGGAGGAGCGAGAAGAGAUACCACCAGUCGAGCCGACUGAGCGCAGAGGUGAGAAUCCUGGACUAAAUCCCGGCCCCGCUCGGCAAAAUGUGGCGACCGGAUCGAAUGCGGCGACUAGGCCCAAUGUGGCGACCGGGUCGCAUGCGGCGACUAGGCCCAAUGUGGCAACCGGGUCGAAUGCGGCGACUAGGCCCAAUGCGGCGACCGGGUCGAAUGCGGUGACUAGGCCCAAUGUGGCGACCGGGUCGAAUGCGGCGACUAGGCCCAAUGUGGCGACCGGGUCGAAUGCGGCGACUAGGCCCAAUGUGGCGACCGGGUCGAAUGCGGCGACUAGGCCCAAUGUGGCGACCGGGUCGAAUGCGGCGACUAGGCCCAAUGCGGCGACCGGGUCGAAUGCGGCGACUAGGCCCAAUGCGGCGACCGGAUCGAAUGCGGCGACCGAGUCGAAUGCGGCGACUAGGCCCAAUGCGGCGACCGGGUCGAAUGCAGCGACUAGGCCCAAUGGGGCGACCGGGUCGAAUGCGGCGACUAGGCCCAAUGCGGCGACCGGGUCGAAUGCGGAGACUAGGCCCAAUGCGGCGACCGAGUCGAAUGCGGCGACUAGGCCCAAUGCGGCGACCGGGUCGAAUGCGGCGACUAGGCCUAAUGCAGCGGCCGGGCCCAUUCCGAUAGCUGAGCCGAUUCCUGAACCCGUUCAAUCAAGAUCUGAGUCGAUUGAUGAUCCUGUUGAAAAUCCUGUGCCGGCUCAAAUAAAUCAGCCAGAGUCAAACGCGCAAGUUGAAGAAACAAAUGAGUCCAAGCCCAAGAAGACGCCGGUCGUCCGCCAAUGUCCGCACUGCCCUAAGACCUACACGGUCCCCUCGAGCUACUUCUACCAUCUAAAGUACACGCACGGUAAAAGCCGCGAGCACGAGUGUGUCACCUGCGGCCGCCGCUUCGGUACACGAGGCGCGCUGCGAGAACAUGCCGCUCUGCACGAACCCACUCGAGGCUUACAGUGCGAGCAGUGCGGGAAACGGUUCCGGACCAAAGCGGGUCAGUAUAUACACGCGCAGACGCAUAAAGAUGAGAAGGAGAAGAAGUUUGAGUGCGCGGAAUGUGGACGUGCGUUCCGCUGGCGCACGGAGCUCAAACGCCACGUGGCUAGACAUGCUGCAAACCGUGCGCACGCAUGCGAGUGUGGACGCGCCUUUUCCGUGCGUGCUGACUUGUUAAGACACGCUCGCACGCACAGACGUGCUGCGCAUGUGUGCCCGCACGCGGGAUGCUGCGCCACGUUCGCGCAGCCGCGGUACAUGCGCGCGCACGUGGCGCGCAAGCACGCCUCCGCGCCCGACGUGGCGCAGGCGCAGCGCAAGUCUGCCUAAACUGACUGUUCACGUGUUUACUGUCCCGUGCCCUCACGUAAGGGUCACGACUCACGGCACGCCUCUAUUACAAAGCUGUAAGGUUGACAGUUGGGACAGAACUUUUUAGCAUACGUCUACUAUAACUAGAUUAAAUUCAUUAUUUAGGUCGGUUUUCUACCUAAAAUAGGUAUGGAUAUCAUUUCGAUUAAAAUUCCACAUGCCGAUCUAGAAUUUCGAAUGAAUGAGUGACAAUAUUGUUGCGGGUUCGACCCUUUGUCUUCGGUCAACAAAAUCUCUUCUAGUGGACGUAUGCACGUCGAUGCAUCAUUUCUAUUAUCAAAUUGUGACUGUACCGCCGGCUGAGAAUGUAAUCAAUAUACCUAUUUAUACUUUAAAAUACAGAUAUAACCCAUAUAUUUAACAUACAAAUGUGACGUUUUCAACCAAAAGGUACCACAUUGUCGGUUGUCGAUAAGGUUGAUUUGUAAUUAAAGCUAUAUGGAAAUAUAAGUACCCUUUUGGUUGAAAAUAGCACAAAUAGUGUUCACACAAGUGUCCGAGACUCCAGUUCUAAAGUUUUUUAACAUGUCUACAAACUUUAUUCUUUUUCAUGCUAAUUCUGGUACAGUCGCCAUCAGAUAUAUCGGAGCGGUCAAGGUGAUCACAAAUAUCUGAACCAAAGCCUCUAUUAACAAGACGUUAUAAUGCAUGUUCAGAUGUUUUUGAGCACCUCUGCCGCUCCGAUGUAUCUGAUGGCGACUGUACUAACAGCAAUACUCAUUUGACGAUUCACGAAUUAUAAGUUAACAGUGUGGACGAUGUACAGGUUGAUUCAAAGAAAGCUGGCACGAAUGGAAAGAACAAAACUUUCAUUGUAUGAGUGACACCUGUAUCUGUAUACAGUCAGAGCCACCAUUUUAUUGGUUAAUGUGAUACACACAGCUAUUUUCAUUUACUCAUUCAUUUCGUUCGUGUCAGCAAAGAUAGAUAUAACUCCGUAAUAGAUGGAUACAGUCUAUGGAAAAAACGUGCCUCGAAAAUCACGAAAAUUUGAUUCUCGAUCAGAUGGCGCCACUAGUUUUGGCCUACUCUCGUAUAGAGGGCGUUGACGGUUUCGUUUGUUAUUUAUAAUUUUAUCGCAUAUCAGUGAAAGAACACGAGUCAAAAUCAUAUAAAAAUAAUUAAUGCAAAUAAAAAAAUCAUUUAUCUAUAUUUAAAUACAUUUUAACGUAUUUUUAUAAAUCUUCAUUUUUAGUUUAAAAGUAUGUCGAUAGAUGGCAGUGAAUUUACUGUGGUUACAAAAUUUACUAUGACAGUACCGCUCUAUCUUAUUAUAUCUUUUUGGUGCCAGCUCUUGUGAAUCGACCUGUACGAUAGCGUGUUUAAGUCUUACUCUUCUAAUUGUGACUUAAUGUUUAAUGUAUGUUAGUAGCCAAAGAUAUAUAGGAAUAAUUUCCGCUUUGGCAGAAAUAUUAGGAAGGAACGGGAGAAAUUUAAUAUUAAUUGUUGUAUCGCAUGGCGUAUGAUUCGUGUUUAGAAUAAGUAUACAGGACGCCUCCAACUUUGGGGCUAUAAUAUAAAUGCAAAGGCAAGGGCGGUACCAACUAACAUUUUGCUGUACAAGUAUUACUCGUAUUUCCUUAGGCCCACUUGCACCAUCCCACUAACCCGGGGGUUAAUCGGUUAAACCGUUAACCCAGUGUCAAAUUGUACUGGUAUUGGUAACCAUGGAAUGGUGCAAGUGGGCGUUAUUAACUUAAGGUAUAAACUAGAGGUUUAAAGUCUCAAUAGCGAGACGGCAGACCCCACUUUAUUAUUAUUUAAAUCAUUCUCUUUAGGUAUUAGAAAUAAUAUUUUCGUUGUUUUGUUUCCUUUUUGGAAAUCCUGUGGGUUACUGAAAAAUUGCUGAUUAUAAAAGUUGAAGAUAAAAGUUAUAUUGCAAUCGUUUCGCAAAAUUAUAUCUUUAUUAUUAUUAAGUUGAUUAUUAUAUUUAUAAGAAUGUGAUAUGAUUUAGAAUCUGAUUCUAUCAACAUAGAUGUAAGACUGAAUGUGUAAUAAGUGUCUAAACAUAAGAACUUGAAAAGAAUAAAAUACUCCUUUUCGGCAUAAUGUUGUUUUAUUAAUAACA